Xenopus tropicalis (tropical clawed frog) is the source of this 1060-nucleotide messenger RNA. RefSeq lists its product as uncharacterized. The record is from RefSeq and is a predicted model, not a curated record. The transcript is spliced from 2 exons. The coding region runs from base 59 to 769 and encodes 236 amino acids. NCBI's taxonomy places the organism in Eukaryota, Metazoa, Chordata, Amphibia, Anura, Pipidae.
GGAUGAGUAUAUUGAGAACCGCUCCCAGGCCCGCCCCCUUACCCUUGCUUCAGGUACUAUGGUCAACACCCGUGGUCUGGACCGCCCCCAGCCUCCGCGGUUAAACCAUAUACCUAACCGCACCCUCUCAGCACCUACUCGCGCAGCCCCACCCUGGACCUGUUUCCGUUGUGGAUCUCUGGCCCAUUUAUCUCCAGCCUGCCCUUUAAAUCUACGUCCUGCCCCGCCAGGGCCCACAGGGAGGCUCUCUGCACCUCGGCAGGUCGCUGCUGUCUCUUCACCAGGACCCAAUAUUCGUCAGCAGGUUAUCCAGACAGUACGGCAGCUUACCACAGACCCAGCGGUUGCCCCUCCCAGGCCGAGAGAGGAUGUAAUAGAGGAAUAUGUUGUCUUGGGGAUGGGCUGGGACAACAGUGGACAGCCCAGAAAACAUGUACUUCCUGUCAGGAUCAAUGGUAGGCAGGUGGAGGGGUUCUUAGACUCAGGAUCAUUUAUUACCCUAGUGGAGACCCAUAUUGUCUCUGCAGAUGCAGUGAUUCCUGGCAAAACUGCCCGCAUUGUUCUGGCUGGGGGCCACAAACAAGAUAUUCCCAUAGCCCAGGUCACCUUGGAUCUAGGACAUGGGCCGUUUACUCAUCGAGUUGGCAUACUGCGACAACUGCCUGCUGAGAUCCUCCUGGGCAACGAUGUGGGCCAUAUUGAAUGCAGCCUCUCCCGAAAUACUAAUGAAGCCAACGCUGUCUCCAUGGAUGCGCCACAAGGGAUCUGACAAGUCGCCAACGUUCUCGAACCAUUGUGUGGCCCCCAGAAUGUGAGUCAGCCAUGAACGCUCUAAAGCAAGCUCUGGCUAGUUCCCCUGUGCUGGCGGCCCCAGAUUUCUCCCGGCGCUUCAUUUUGCAGACUGAUGCUUCCAAUUUUGGCCUUGGAGCAGUACUUUCCCAAGUUAAUACCUACGGUGAGGAGCACCCCGUUGCCUACCUGAGCAGGAAACUGUUACCCCGAGAGGCUGCCUAUGCCACCAUUGAAAAGGAGUGCCUGGCAAUUGUAUGGGCUUUACAGA